Molecule: messenger RNA, 459 nt
Organism: Cladophialophora bantiana CBS 173.52
Lineage: Eukaryota; Fungi; Ascomycota; Eurotiomycetes; Chaetothyriales; Herpotrichiellaceae
Exons: 1
Coding region: 1-459 (152 amino acids)
Source: RefSeq, a predicted model, not a curated record
AUGCCGUCUACCGUCACCAAGCCCGAGAUUGAACACUUUGUUCCGGUCAACCCGACAUCUGAGCCAUUGGAAUACGCUGAGCUGGUCACGUUAGACCUUUCCACAUACGACAAUGGGCCCGACGCCCGCAAAAAGCUGGCCGACGAGCUGAAGCAAGCCAUGCGAACACAAGGCUUCUUUGUUGUGGUCAACCAUGGCAUCUCUAUCGAGCAGAUCGAUCGACAAGUAGAUAUUGGCUAUCAUGUGCUCACUAAGGCCCCAUUGGAAGAGAAGCAGCGCCUGGAAGGCAGGAUGAAACAAGAGGGCAGCUACCAAGAUUUCAAACUCCGCAACUACAGGCAAAUCGACCAAGGCGUCAAGGACCAGAUUGAACAAUACAACUGGAAUCGAGAUCUGACUUUGUGCGAACACCCUUCGAUUUUCACCCCCGUUCAAGGACGAGGUCCAGGAGUUGAAUGA